AUGUUCUUCUCUUUCACCACCGACAAUGGGUCGCGCGGGGGACAUAGCCCAGACGAUUCUGACCUCGACGACAGCGACGACCCCCAUCUGCGGUUAAGCAAUGCUAGUAGGCUUGAACAAGGUCGUUACUCCGCCCGGCGGCUACCCAUGGACGACGACGACGACGACCCUUACCUACGACUGGACGAGGAUGAUGGACCACAGAGAUUCAAUCCUCGUAACACGCACAGCUCGAGAUACAAUGCGCAGAACGUCCCCUUGAUCUCGUCAGAAAUAGACGAUUCGCGGCGGGAGGGUUCAGAAACGAGGGGUUGGCUUGCACACCAAGCUUCUCCCUUGCGGCGUGCUCGCUCUCCGUCACCAUCCCCUUCGGGUUCGUCCUCCUCCUCGAGUAGCCCCCCUCCAGACAUAUUCUCUACCCCGAAUAACCGUCCGAAACUCUCAUCACCUCGUUCUCAUCAACCACCGCUUCCUCCUCCGACCUCGCGUAACCCAAUAUCUCUGUCGCUGACCGAGUCCCUUCUUCCCAGAGACGGCGUAUCACGACCCGUUCAUGUCUUCUCUUUACCCGAUCCCCGACAUACUCCUCGCUCUCGUCGUAAAUACCAUGACUCUAUAUGGACAGCUCUAUGGUUGACGGGGGUAACUAUUUGUCUAGUGGCAUCACUCAUCACCCUCAUAUUCACUCGCAAACCUCCCAAACGCGCUCAUCUAAUUCUACCAUACACAACGCUUCUCCAUACAGUGCCACUGCUCACCAUCUUAACCGUUCUGAGUGCCUGCGCAGCAUACCUUCACAUAUGGUUACUCAAAGUUUUCGUAAAGCCAGUAAUGAUAGCAACAUCAAUGUUUGUUCCUGCAACAUUGUUCAUAUCAGCCAUCUGUGCCUUCGUCGGUAGUUUCAUGUGGGAUGGUGACACAGAGCCUACUUGGGGAGAGACCGUGGGGCUGCGCUUGUUCGCAUUAGUCCCUUUGCUCCUUUCAUUGUUCACUGCCCGUAGACUCCUACAUCUACCGCAGAUCCUCCACAUGGCAUCAUCAACGCUGGACUUAUCGACGAAAUUGUUGACGGAGAACCCUUUCCUACUCGCUCUUUCGCCGGCCAUCCUCUUAUGUGCUUCAAUCAUCAGCAUCCCGUUUCUUACUCUGGUCUUCCGCCUGCUGCUCAUCGGUUACACCACAGGCGAUCAAGUCCACGGGUCGCUAGAAUGGCAUGUCAGAGGUUGGGCCAACUGGGCGAUCGUGUUCACCGUUUGUAUUUGGUUGUGGACUUGGGGGGUUGCGAGAGGAAUUUUGAAGAUGACAUGUGCUGGUGUAAUUGGCUCAUGGUACUUCGCUGAUCCUGUCGCGCCCCCUCCCUCUCCCACAUCUACCCACACCAUACACGCAGCUAUAGUUCGGUCGACGCAACCUUCGCUUGGGUCUAUCGCCCUUGCUGCACUAGUACUCACAGUCAUACGAUUACUCACCCUUACUGCCGUUUUCCUGCACAAUUUACCCACCUAUGUUGCCCGCUUCACGUCCUCCUUCACGACCUUUUUACCUGCCGCCAUCGGUAUCCCUAUACGAACCGUCUUGCUUGGCGCUGGUACAAGCGUCUUAAGAGCGUCGCUCUUGCAAGGGAUUGCUUGGUGCAUCGGUACCGUUGAGUCGAUAACAAGCGCUUUCAGCCGGUAUGCGCUGAUAUAUGGAGGCUUGACUGGCGACGCGUUCAUGGACAGUGCGAGGAGAGCCCAGGCGUUGACACGGAGCGUAGAACAGAGGGCGCAAACGGGAAGAAGAAAGUUUAAAAGCGAACCACCAAUGGCACUCUUGACGAUCGCCCCGUUAACAUUGACGUUCCCAUUCGCCCUUAUCACGUAUCUCUUUGUCGCACACACGCUAGGGGCACCUGAUCAAGCUCUCGGUGCGGCUAUCUUGGCGGGCGGUGUGACUGCACUUGUUGGAAUGUUCUCCGUGGGCUUAGUUGAGGAUACGGUGGACACACUGUAUAUCUGCUAUUGCAUCGAUAAGGACCUUGGGGAACGGAGACGGAAGGAAGUCUUUUCUGCUUUCGAGUACGAAUCUCGUGCUCCGGUCCCCCCCGCUCCACAACCAGAUGCUUCCCGCCCUAUGCCUCGUCCUCCAGUUCAACACCAGCGUCAGCCCUCAUAUGCCCAAGCUCGUCAGCCAUUACCCCAGCCAUCACCACACUCUCAUUCCCCGCCACUAGUGAUGCCAUCGUCUCCGCUAAUUAAUCCCAUCGAGUCUCCCCAGCCUUCUCACCGACCACGAACUCCCUCUCAGCUCCCAGCUCCGGCUGCAGUUGAAGAAGAUGACGACAUUAAUCCCUUCGAACCGAGUUACUUGGAAGAUAACACGGUGGUGCAGCCGGCGCGUGCUAGCUCACCACGUCCGCCAGUGCGGUCUCCCACCCAACCCUCAUUUGGCGCACAGUCCUCCGCUGGCUCCAGCGCUUCCGCGAGUAGGAGUCACUCACGGAACAAUUCGCUAUCCCGGUCGCUAAUUCAGUCCCGGGCGGCAGUCGCUGCUGAGCUUGACAAGAAGCCUGUGAUCAGGCCAUUCUCCCCCGUUUCCUCCCCGCUUGCUGGAUCUGCCACUCGUGGACCAGAGGCCAGUAGGCAAUCUGAUAACGGCAGUGAUGGCUCACAAUUCUUCCCUGGGUCGGGAUUCUUCUAA
Pleurotus ostreatus (oyster mushroom) is the source of this 2679-nucleotide messenger RNA. RefSeq lists its product as uncharacterized. Gene Ontology annotation, molecular function: transmembrane transporter activity. The record is from RefSeq and is a predicted model, not a curated record. Gene Ontology annotation, cellular component: plasma membrane. The transcript is spliced from 6 exons. Gene Ontology annotation, biological process: transmembrane transport. The coding region runs from base 1 to 2679 and encodes 892 amino acids. NCBI's taxonomy places the organism in Eukaryota, Fungi, Basidiomycota, Agaricomycetes, Agaricales, Pleurotaceae.